Messenger RNA from Rotaria socialis, 1008 nucleotides. The record is from the annotation of a GenBank genome assembly. NCBI's taxonomy places the organism in Eukaryota, Metazoa, Rotifera, Eurotatoria, Philodinida, Philodinidae.
AUGUCAUUGCCCUUAUUGGACUAUGAUUAUGGCUAUGAUUCAACAAAAAUUAAAACUGCGCAUUUAUCAUCAGCUCGUACAAUAUCAAUAAUAUUAAAUAUAAUUUUAUCUAUUACAAUAUGUUUAUUUAGUUUUUCUUUAAUACAUUUUCUUACUACUAGAGAUCUUCGGGUUAACGCAUCAGAACAUCAAUUAUUAGUCGCUCAACAAUUUCAGAAAGUUGCGGAUCUUUCAACUACAAGAUGCUAUUACGAUUAUGAUUGUUAUUCGAACAAUAUGGCAUUGUAUCAAAAAAAUAAAACUCGGCGAUUUUUUUAUAUUGAUCUCGGUUGUUUUGAUGGUCAUGAUAUUAAUUUGUUUUUACAUUUUCAUGAAAGCCACAUCGCAAAAUUAGGAAAACUGUUUAUAAUUGCCUUUGAACCUGAUCCCAUAAAUUUCUCUGCCUGUAAAUCAACACAAGAUCUAUAUCCAUUUCUUGGAGGCGUAACUAAGAAGCUUGCUGCUUGGAUAGAAAAUGGUCAAGUACGAUAUGCAACAGAAAAAGGACAAAGAUCUAAAAUUGAUCAAAACUCAGCAUCAUUUGUUCCAUCAGUUGAUUUUUCAGAAUGGUUGAAAAUGAAUGUUCAUGCUGACGAUUAUGUUUAUGUUAAAUUUACAGUUGAAGGUGUUGAAAUACCUAUCUUAGAAAAAUUAGUUCACGAUGAAACUGUAGCAUUGAUUGAUCACAUGGAAAUUGAAUGGCACGACGAAUUAGCAGCUGAUUUCGAACCACGGCGUAUUUCACUUGAAUGUAUGUUUGAUAAUUUUGGCAUGGAUUUUCUUUAUAUGAUCAAUCCAGUUGAUUUAAAACAUGCGUACAAUAUGAACGAAACAUUUGAUACCGUACCAAAAGAUCGAGGAUGGAAAUUAAAAGAUUCGUUGCUUCGCUUCUAUUAUACAGCUCGAAAAGAAGUACCCGAGUUAAUCAAAGAAGGACUCAAACCAAAAGACAAAAAUUUGUUCUACUAA